CAUGAGCCUCCUGAAGCGGAUCCCGCCGCCCGGCGAGGGGGUCCGGCUGCGGCAGCCCGACACCGAGGCCGUGCUGGGAGGGAAGGGCCUGGGCACGGGCAGCCUCUACGUCGCCGAGAGCCGUCUGUCAUGGAUCGAGAACUCCGGCCUCGGCUUCUCGUUGGACUACCCCACUAUAAGCCUCCAUGCCAUCUCCAGGGACCUGAAUAACUAUCCGUGGGAGCACUUGUAUGUGAUGGUGAAUGCAAAAUUUGAAGAAGAAUCGAAAGAGGCCCCCAUGGGCGAUGGAGAGCAGGAGGAGGAAGAAGACAGUGAAGAUGAGCUCGAGCCGAUUUCAGAGUUCAGAUUCAUACCCAGCGACAAAUCAGCCUUGGAAGCCAUGUUCUCUGCCAUGUGCGAAUGCCAAGCCCUGCACCCGGAUCCUGAAGACGAAGACUCCGACAACAACUAUGACGGUGACGAGUAUGACGUGGAGGCCCACGAGAGGGGUCAAGGCGACAUCCCAUCAUUCUACACGUACGAAGAAGGCCUGUCUCGUUUAACUGCUGAAGGUCAGGCUACCUUGGAGAGGCUGGAGGGCAUGCUGGCGCAGUCAAUUAGCACUCAGUACCACAUGGCUGGCGUCCGGACAGAGGAUUCCAUCAGAGAUUUCGAAGAUGGAAUGGAGGUGGACGCGUCGCCAGCCGUCGCUGGGCAGUUUGAAGAUGCGGAUGUUGAUCAUUGAGG
Molecule: messenger RNA, 726 nt
Organism: Euleptes europaea (tarantolino)
Lineage: Eukaryota; Metazoa; Chordata; Lepidosauria; Squamata; Sphaerodactylidae
Gene: CLNS1A
Product: chloride nucleotide-sensitive channel 1A
Exons: 6
Coding region: 2-724 (240 amino acids)
Biological process (GO): cell volume homeostasis; mRNA cis splicing, via spliceosome; spliceosomal snRNP assembly
Cellular component (GO): plasma membrane; pICln-Sm protein complex; spliceosomal complex
Source: RefSeq, a predicted model, not a curated record